AUGGCCGACUGGAACAAUGUUACUGCUACUAAUCUGAUCUCAGUAGAGGGUGGUCUUUCCUCGACAGUAACAGAAAUCACAUUAAGCCCCCCAGUUGCCUCGAAUAUUCCGGCCACAACGUGGACGAUCUGGCCAAAUGGAGAAACAGUCCUUGCGUACACAACCUAUCUUCCAGGUGGGGUGCCGCAGGCGAUAACCUCAACCUUUGAUAGGGAGGAAACGAUCACCGCCGGGCUUGCCUCGAACGACGUAACAACCACCUUACUAUCCGAGCAAACAUCGACGGCAACCAGACAGACCACAGGCUCUGGAUCGGGAUCUACCUCGUCGCCCAGCGCAUCGAGCACACAGACACCCGGCAUUGAUCCGGUCAAUUCUUCCAGCGAUGGCUUUAGCACGGGCACACUGGCUGGGGCGGUCGUGGGCAGCAUUGUCGGGAGCGCCCUUCUGACCCUGCUUCUUGCCUUGCUAUUCUUUCGACGACGUCCGAAGGAGCUGGCCAGAAACGCCGAUGACGAUGUAACCUAUGCCGGAAUCGUCACAGAUAAGUCGAUCACGGGCUUUUCUCUCGCAGCAAUCGUUCCUCAGCCAGCUGAUGAUGAGACAGUCCGACGGCGCGUUCUCACCUUGAUCGACCACGCAGGUCUGCACGUCGACAACUACUAUACCACCGCCUCUCCCGCCUUGUCCCAGGACGCGAUAGCGAAAUUGAAUCAAUUCGAUUCGGGAUUCCUACCGACGGCUGCUGGGACGGUGCUGGGAGAACGCAAAAGCCAGCGUCAGGUCAUAACACACCUCCUGGUCUACAAGCUCCUACAGGCAAUCCGACCCGGGGGCGAACUCCUUCCGCCGCUCUUAGCUAGUCAGCCGCAGAUUGAAAAUUCGAGUGUUUCAACCGACAAUGCCCUCUUUACCUGGCGUAUGCUUAGCGCCCACCUGUACCGCGAAGCGAAAUACAGCAGAGACCCAACGCAGAUGGCGGCACUCACGAAAGCCGCACGGGAUCUCGCGCUCGGUUUUACCAAGGCGUUUACACCGUAUGCGUUGCCCAACUUUUCGGAGGCGGAUCGCGUUACACACUUUAAGGAUCUGGCCGCUGCGACUACGGAACUGGGCAUCUGGCUCUUCGCUCAGCCGUGCACAUUUGACUUUGUUUGGAAUAAGAGUCAGACUGAGAUAACUGUUAUUCCUCGCGUGCUCAAGACGUAUGAUGAGCAGGGUAAUCGCCUCUCGACACCGCAGGUUUUGGUUGAAGGCGAUCGCGCGCCGAUCUUGAUGACGGCAUUCAGGCACGAGAUGUCAUAA
Molecule: messenger RNA, 1305 nt
Organism: Aspergillus calidoustus
Lineage: Eukaryota; Fungi; Ascomycota; Eurotiomycetes; Eurotiales; Aspergillaceae
Source: the annotation of a GenBank genome assembly